AUGCCUAACUCUAUACUUUCCGCACAAGGUGACCUGCCAUUUGGACCAUACGUUGGCCCAGCUAUCCUCUCUAGUCUCCUAAAACUGCCCAUCUGCCUUAAGGUUGGAGUAUCUUUUAUUUCACUUCAGAAGCAACAACAAAUUGCUUUACUGGCCGAGGCCACAGCCGAACUGAUCGCCUUUGUCACUGCUCCGACUUUGUUUACAGUGUCCUUGACUCCACCGGUCAAACUGCCUUGGCCAAUACCUUGGACUAGUCCGUCUGAUCCGGCCAUCAGGCUUCACUACACUAAUGAUAGCUAG
Protopolystoma xenopodis is the source of this 303-nucleotide messenger RNA. NCBI's taxonomy places the organism in Eukaryota, Metazoa, Platyhelminthes, Monogenea, Polystomatidea, Polystomatidae. The record is from the annotation of a GenBank genome assembly.